This is a messenger RNA of Penaeus monodon (black tiger shrimp), 3257 nucleotides long. Its product is annotated as monocarboxylate transporter 9-like. Gene Ontology annotation, molecular function: monocarboxylic acid transmembrane transporter activity. The coding region runs from base 504 to 2456 and encodes 650 amino acids. Gene Ontology annotation, biological process: monocarboxylic acid transport; transmembrane transport. The transcript has 6 exons. The record is from RefSeq and is a predicted model, not a curated record. Lineage: Eukaryota; Metazoa; Arthropoda; Malacostraca; Decapoda; Penaeidae.
UCAUCUCACACACUUUCGCGCCGCCAGCAUCUCACUGCCGGGUCGGGAGAGGCUGCUAUCACGCUGUCGUCACAGUUUUUUGUACCUAUCGACGGAUAUCAUCAUUACCUUGCGAUUGAUAACGUUUUUAGGGUACAAUCUCAAGUCGCUGUUUGGUGUGUUUAUAUAUAUGUAAGGAGAUAAAAGGGAAGCAAGAAAGAGGAGAGAGAGAGAGAUGGGUCUCGUCGAAAAGCUUCGGAUCCACGGAUGGUAGUGUUUGAUCGUGUCAUUAUUAAGGAUAAUGCUAAGUCAGGCAUCCCUUUCUUUGUGUUGUAGUGAAUUACUUUACUGGAUGGUAUUUUUCCCUUUUUCUCCUGGUGACUUUAGUGGGUAACAAUGUCGCUUAUUGAUGAGUUGUCCUGACCAUAAAAUGCCCUUCUCUUCACGAUGAUCUUGCAACGAUAAAGGAAAAUUCUGCAAAGACGCCAAGGAGAAAGCAAGAUUUCCUAAAGUGAAACAGGAAAAUGGAAAGAAGGGAAGGACAAGAACAAAAAGCGAUGGUUGAAGAGAAGAGAGAGGAGCGGGGAGAGAAGGAAACGAAUGAGGAGAAAGAGGAGGAAGAGAAGUCAGAUGAAAGGAAGGGAGAGGAAGAAAGCAAGGAGAAUAAGGGGGAGAAGAAAAAUGACGAAAUGACGAAAGAAGAGGAGGAGAAAGACGAACUGAAACAGAAAAAAGAACAGGAAGAUAAUCGAGAGAAAGAGACACGCCUUUGCCUCCCCGACGCCGCUUGCCAAGGGCGUCACGACGGUCUCCAGGAGGAGCCGAAGCCCCGAGGGAAGGGGACGCCGGAGGACGACCUGGCUCCUCCCGACGGCGGCUGGGGCUGGGUGGUCACCGUCGGAGCUUUCAUUAUCAUGAACCUGCUGCCGAUGAUCCCUCCCUGCUUCGGCAUCCUCUUCUCCCGCUUCCUGCUGGACCUCCACACGACGUCCACCACCACGGCGUGGAUCUUCAGCAUUUUCUGCUUCGUGUGGAACCUGUUCGCCUUGGUGUGCCGCCCUCUGACCCGGGAGUUCGGCUGGCGCCCCGUCGCCCUUUACGGCAUCCUCUCCACCGCCCUCGCCCUGGUCAUCUCCGCCUUCGCGCCCACGGCUGAGUUCCUCCUGUUCUCCUUCGCGCUCCUGGCGGGCUCGGGCUGCGGAAUGGUGGUGUGCAUCUGCUUCUGCAUCGUGCCCCUGUACUUCGACCGUCGCCGCGGUCAGGCCAACGCGAUCAUGAUGGCGGGCGCUGGCCUCGGGCAGAUCACCGGACCUCCUCUGAUUGAGUUCCUUCAGGAGGAGCUCGGCUACAAAGGCGCGUCCCUGGUCAUGGGGGCGGUGGUGCUGCAUGGCUGCAUCGGGGCCUCGCUCUUCCACCCCAUUUCGUGGCACCAGAAGAGGCGGCCUCGGGGGGGCGGAGCUUCGGAGGCGAAGAGGGACACGGAGGCGCCCUUGCUCGCCACGCGGGCGAGGACUCUCUCAGGUGGCGUCUCGGGAGCCCCAUCGAUGGAGAGCCUCGGUGGAGACUCGGAGUAUAAGAAAGCAGGUAACAGCAUCCCGGUGAAGAAGGCAUUGCCACUGGGUCCCUGUCGCCGACGCGGCAGCUACGUCUCUCGAAACUCUCUGGCAUCCGUCGGAGGAUCCUCUCUCGCCCUUUCGUCCAUGGACCUCCCUGGCAUCGCCGCGCUAACCCCAGCUGCUGCAGAAGGCGAGGAGGACGCCCCUCGGGACACCGACGCCCACUGCUUCCUCCUCAAGAUCCUCGGGCGGGUGUGGCGGUCCACCCUGGCGGACCUGGGAGUGCUCCGUUCGCCCGAGGCCGUCAUCAUAGCGGUGUCCUUCUCCCUCUGCGUCAACGGCUACAUCACCUUCGUCAUGAUGGUGCCCUUUGCCAUGGAGGCCGAGGGUUUCACGCUGCAGGACUCCGCGAUCUCCAUUUCUAUCUCGGCGGUGUGCAAUUUCACGAUGAGGAUCACAGCGUCCUUCCUCUCGGACUGGCACCGAUUCAACGUCAGGCACUGUUACCGGGCGGCCGUGCUCCUGAUAUCUCUGAGCACGUUUGCCUUCCCCCUGGCGACGAAGCUCGUGUGGAUGAAGGUGGCGAUGGGCGCUUGGGGCGCGGGCGUGGGCACCAAGAUGAGCCUCUACAACCUGGUCAUCAUAAACGUCGUGGGGAUAGACCGGCUGCCGGCCAUGGUCGGGUCGACGGGCCUCACCACCGCCGUCGGCUUCAUCGUCAUCGGCCCGCUCAUUGGCGUGGUGCGUGACAAGACCGGAAGCUACCUUAUUAGCAUGUGGGUGUUGGCAGCUCUGACAUUCUUUAGCUUCUGUCUGUGGUUGGUCCUUCCCGCGCCCAGAGGUGAUCAAAGAGCCAAUCGGGAAAUCAACGGAAGCCGUCAAACAGUAAAAGAAAAGAAAAGAAUGAAAAAAAAAAUGUAAAAAGAUGCACAAUUACAAGAGAAAAACAAACCAUGGGAAUACCCCUAAAGAUGUGAUGGAGCGUGCAGUUCAUGAAGUUCUUGUAGCAAAAAGGCCAUGUCGUGCUGUGGCAAAAGAUUUCAAUAUUCCUCAUGUAACCCUCCGCAGAUACUGUUUGAAAAAUACGAACAGUCAAACAGAGCGAGAAAAUGAAGUUGUCAAAGUGAGACUAGAAGAGUAUGGAUGGAUAUUGUAGAGGAAGCAGCAAAGAGAAAGUCAGUACAAAAACUGGCAAAAAGAACACAAAGGCAGCUAGGCCCUUGAGCAGGAAUCGGAGACAAGCAGCGAGAACAACACCAUGCCAGACAUGACAUCUGAUGAGGAGGAACCUUCUGACUGUGACAGCAAUGCAGACAACCAGAUGCUUGGAAAUCCUACGGAAGCUAAGGUUGGAGAUUACAUCCUCAUACGAUUCGCUGGUAAGAGGGUAGUCCACUACUAUGUUGGACUAAUGUUGGACAUCAAUGAUGAUGAUGCAAUAACAUCAAAGAUCAUGAAACGUCUUCCUAUGAAAGACAGCUAUACGUUCUCAAUGCCUGAGGAUGCUGAACUCUUCACACAUGAAAGGGAAGAUGUCAUUUUCAUUCUGCCAAAGCCAUCUAGCAUGGGCGGUACCAGGCACUGUCAACAGAAAAUUGUGUUCCCCGUAGAUCUUUCGGCCUACAAACUUGAGUAAAUGGGUUAAUUAUGAUCUAAUUAUCAUGCUUAUUGUGAGCAAGUUGCAAUAUGGUGUCUAAUGUGCUCAGUAAAAUAGGCAGACUA